AUGCGAGAGCAAUGGGAAGCCGCUAAGGCAGAACUCCAGGUGUUUUUGGAAGAUGAUGACAAUUAUGUAAACUUCUUGGAUAGUAUUGAACAGAAACUGGCGAAGAAGCUGCGAUUUGAAUGUCGAUCGCGAGGUGGGUCUCUCGUAGGGAGCGUCGCUUUCAACAGGUUCGUCGAGUCUGCAGCUCAGCUCCGGCAUCUCCACUUGUUGUUUCAAGAGAAAACGAAGCCGAUAGUAGAGCCGUUAUCCCGUGAAGAUGACAGAUCAGUCAACGUAAAGUGUAAAAACUUGACGAAUAUUAUGUCGGACAUGCUGCGUGCCCUCCGCUUACUGUACGGACAACUUAUCUGUAAAAGUGAAGCCACUCAAGCGACAUUGGAAACAGUGUUAGCUAAGGAAAACAAAGAAUGGGAUGGCAAGAUACUGGUGAAGUAUCUGGAGGCUCAACAUCUCACUGCUGAAAAGCUAAUGUCGCGCCCGCUGAAACGGUUUUAUGAAUUAGUAGACUUCGUUAAGGCACUGAGCAAUAUCCUUUCAGGAAACGAAAGAGACGAAACAGGGAGUAAUGACAGCGAUACAGGCAGUGACGACACAUUCAGUUAUGCUCCUCAACUGAUGCAAAUCGUCCAGGAGAACCAGCAUUAUAUUCAUCUUGUAAAGGCCAAUGCACAAGAGGAAAAAGAGCUGAUUGCACUGCAGACGUGCUUUUACGGUGAUGGGGCUGAUGUUUUUAAUGAUCUGUCCAACAAUAAGUUGUUGCUUUUUGGAGAAGUGUUCCUGAUAAAGUUGAGGGACCGAAGCGAUUCUAGUGGAGUCGGUUGCGAGGCUGCCGCCAGUACAGGGCUAUUGAGUCAUUCAGAGAAGGUUUAUGCACAUUGCUUUCAAGACGGGACCUUAGUUUGUAGCAAAGGACAGAGCAAUGAGUUGGGAAUGUCUUUUGUAAUUCUUCAUCGCAUACAGCUUAAACAAGACGCAGCAUUUCUAGAAUUCGUUCCUGCCAGCACACUAGUGUUUGAGGCUUCGGAGAAAGCACGUGGCUUGGCACUAAUUAGUCAAGAGACAACUCUCGUCUUUGCCUGGAAAGACAUAAUGGAGAGCCAGCGAUGGGCUGAUACGAUUUGGGGGUUUCUGGAAAUGAACGGAUCGCGGACCGAAGUGCUUCACCAAAGCCGGACGAUUGACAAACUUCCUAUUCGCGAAGAGAUCUCAGCUGAACUUGUAGACAAGGACACUCUUUCGACGAAGUUUGCAUCAUUUUAUGACGAUCAUCUUCCUGGUGUUUUCUGGAUGGCACCUCCUAAGUGCUCGAGCCUAGCUCGGUGGGAAUUGGUUGAGAUUGUUUUCUAUGCUAGAUGGCUUUUAGUUUUGAGGAUGGAAGGAUGGAAAAGACACUCAGCUUUAUACGAUUUCGAUACUCACUCUCUUGAGAUGAAAAUCAGUGAGCAGCUGCGAGCAGACAAAGAGUGGAGCUUGGUUAUUUCCAAUGGAUCUGUGGACUCCGUUACGCUCGUAUCCAUGAAGAGAACAAGAAUCGACUUCUGGUUUGAUCAAGUGUGUAAAGCAGUGGAGAGCGCUAAGUUUGUGGCAAGGCAAGUGGUAAAGGAAAAAAAGAGCGCCUAG
Peronospora farinosa is the source of this 1620-nucleotide messenger RNA. The record is from the annotation of a GenBank genome assembly. NCBI's taxonomy places the organism in Eukaryota, Oomycota, Peronosporomycetes, Peronosporales, Peronosporaceae.